GUCUCCCGCCCCCCCCAGGCCAACAGGUGGCCAUCAAGAAGAUCCCGAACGCCUUCGACGUGGUGACCAACGCCAAGCGGACGCUGCGGGAGCUGAAGAUCCUCAAGCACUUCAAGCACGACAACAUCAUCGGCAUCAAGGACAUCCUGCGGCCCACGGGGCCCUACGGCGAGUUCCGCUCCGUGUACGUGGUGCUGGACCUGAUGGAGAGCGACCUGCACCAGAUCAUCCACUCGUCGCAGCCGCUGACUCUGGAGCACGUCCGGUACUUCCUGUACCAGCUGCUGCGCGGCCUCAAGUACAUCCACUCGGCCAACGUCCUGCACCGCGACCUCAAGCCCUCCAACCUGCUGGUCAACGAGAACUGCGAGCUCAAGAUCGGCGACUUCGGCAUGGCCCGGGGGCUGGGCGCCGACCCCCGCCAGGCCAAGGCCUUCCUCACCGAGUACGUGGCCACGCGCUGGUACCGCGCGCCGGAGCUGCUGCUGUCGCUGCACCGCUACACCCGCGCCAUCGACAUGUGGUCGGUCGGGUGCAUCUUCGCCGAGAUGCUGGGCCGGCGCCAGCUCUUCCCGGGCCGCAACUACGUGCACCAGCUGCAGCUGAUCAUGGCGGUGCUGGGGACGCCGCCCGCCGGCGUCAUGGCGGCCAUCGGCGCCGAGCGGGUGCGGGCCUACGUGCAGAGCCUCCCGCCGCGCCCGCCCGUGCCCUGGGAGAGCCUGUUCGGCGCGGCCGAGCCGGCGGCGCUGGCGCUGCUGGGCCGGAUGCUGCGCUUCGACCCCCGCGAGCGGGUGGGCGUGGCCGAGGCGCUGCGCCACCCCUUCCUGGCCAAGUACCACGACCCCGAGGACGAGCCCGAGUGCGUCCCCGCCUUCGACUUCGCCUUCGACCGCCAGGCGCUCACCAAGGAGGAGAUCAAGGCGGCCAUCGUGGCCGAGAUCGCCGACUUCCACGCCCGGCGCGACGGCAUCCGGCGGCACAUCGCCCUCGCGCCCUCGGGCGGCGGGGGCGGGGUGGGGGGCGGGGUGGCCAACGGGGGGGUCAACGUGCCCAACGUCAACAUGGCCAACGUCAACAUGGCCAACGCCAACAUCAACGUGGCCAACGUCAACGUGGGCAACGCCGGCAUCACCGUGGCCAAUGCCAACACCAACAUGGCCAACAUUAACGUCAACAUGGCCAAUGCCAACGCCAACAUGGCCAACAGUAACAUCAACAUGGCCAACGUCAGCAUGGUCAAUGUCAACAUGGCCAACGCCAACGUGGCCAACGUCACCAUGACCAACACCAGUGUGGCCAACGCCCCCCCCGGCCCGGCGUGGCCGCCCUGCGCCGACGUGGACAUGCCGAGCCCCGGCCCCGCCCCCGACUGCCCCAUGGACUCGCCGCGGGUGAAGGCGGAGCCGGGCGGGGCCCCCCCGGCGCCCAAGCGCGACGGCGCCAUCUCCGACGACACCAAGGCCGCGCUGAAGGCGGCGCUGCUCAAGUCGGCCAUGAGGAACAAGAGCAAAGACCCUCCCUGCGCGGCCCCCGAGGCCCCCGAGGGCCGGAAGCCGGUGACGGCGGCGGAGCGGCAGCGGGAGCGGGAGGAGAAGCGUCGGCGGCGCCAGGAACGCGCCAAGGAGCGCGAGAAGAAGCAGCGGGAGCGGGAGCGGCGCGAGCCCCGCCCCCGGGGGGAGGGGCUGCAGGGGCUGGUCCUCACCGACGACGACCGGCACCUCCUGGAGCGCUGGACCAAGAUGCGCGACGGGGCCACGCCCCAGACCCGCCCCCCGGCACCGCCCCCCCAUGCCCCCGACCCGCCCCCCGCCCCUCCCCCCGGACCCCCGCCCUGCGCCGCCCCCCCGCCCCCCGAGGCGUGGCCGGGCCCCGAGGCCUGGGCGGAGCCUCCCGCCGGCCCCGCCCCCACCGACCCCGAUGUGGCCACGGUGACGCAGCAGCUCUCCAAGUCCCAGGUGGAGGACCCGCUGCCCCCCGUGUUCCCGGUGACCCCCAAGGGCAGCGGCGCCGGUUACGGCGUCGGCUUCGACCUGGAGGAGUUUCUCAGCCAAUCGCUCGACAUGGUGGGGGACCCCAAGGACAGCCAGGGGGACUCUGCGCCGCUGUCGGCGUCGCUCUUGGCCGAUUGGCUGGAGGUUCAUCGGCUCAGCCCCGCGGCCCUCGAGAGCCUCCAGCGCGACCUCCAGCUCGGAUCCCCGAUGCUCUUGGCCGACGACCUCCCCGAGCCCUGACCCGGGGGGGUAAAG
Neopelma chrysocephalum (saffron-crested tyrant-manakin) is the source of this 2246-nucleotide messenger RNA. It is a transcript of the gene MAPK7, whose product is annotated as mitogen-activated protein kinase 7. Gene Ontology annotation, cellular component: nucleus; cytoplasm. Lineage: Eukaryota; Metazoa; Chordata; Aves; Passeriformes; Pipridae. The coding region runs from base 204 to 2231 and encodes 675 amino acids. Gene Ontology annotation, biological process: protein phosphorylation; intracellular signal transduction; cell surface receptor signaling pathway. Gene Ontology annotation, molecular function: ATP binding; protein serine/threonine kinase activity. The transcript is spliced from 6 exons. The record is from RefSeq and is a predicted model, not a curated record.